GUCCAAUGAGGAACACCGUAGAUCCCUUCUUGUUAUUAAUUUUGAUAUUCAUCCAUCCCCUUCAAGCCAAUAAUGCUUGCCUUCAUUGGGUUAAAAUUUCUUCCCUGUACAAUUGGACGGCUGAGAUUUCCUCCAAAGACCCCGUUCUUCUCAUGGAUCAUUCUCAAUUGAAUCCCCAAUAUCACCGGGCUCUCAGAGUCUCUUGUUUGUAUGGCACCAUCUUGGAAUCGAAUGGAACUGAGCUUCAAGGCUUUCUAACAAGUUUUCAAAACCUUAAAAUCGCUUCGAAGUCCUUUGUGGAAAUCCAUACUAACCUCUCGAACAACAGGAUUCCGUUCCUGAACAAUAUUCAUCGCAGUUUCAACAUCAUCCUUGGUGAUCGAAUCCAUCUUCCACCAUCUCUACAAAUAAGACCCAUAUCUGUGACUUUAUUUAACCUAUGGCCUCGUCAUUAUUCCACUCCAACUGGUUCAAGGGGGAUAGAUCUUUCAUUGGUGCAAGCCUUGGCCAAGAAUCUCAAAUUCUCCUUCAAGUUUUUGCCGGUCGCUUUGAGCAUUAACCCUAAAACUCUGCCCAAUGGAACAACUGUGGGAAUCAUUCCAGACGUUCAAAAUGGCGUGGCAGACAUUGCCAUCUGUCAACUGGCCCUUACUCAUAACCGAUAUCAGAUGGUGGAUUAUGCACCCAUUCUGUCCGAGCACGAUGUGGCUUUGGUGGGUCCGGUGGCCAAACCCAAGAGUGCAUAUGAGGCUUUGAUCUUACCCUUUGACCACUGGAUCUGGGUCUGUCUUGGGAUUUCAUUGGUCGGAUCUUUUCUAAUAUUGGCAUCUUUCAAGAUUUACUUGAAUCCCGAUAAAAGUGUCUCAACCAACAUCUACGAGUCCUUCUGUCUGGCCAUUGUCCCACUGAUUCAAGAGAGCAUUCCAUUCCACCACUUUCAAGUCAACGGAUUUGGAUCCAUGUACUGUUUCCUUUUCUUAUGGAUGGCAAUGGGGCUUCUUUUAGCAUUGGCCUACAAAUCCACUUUAUUAGCCACCAUGACCAUGGUCAAUUUCAACGGUGUGAUCGACACUCCUGAGGAAGUCCUGAAAACCAACCUCCCCGUUUAUGUUCUCUCCCAGUCAUUGAUGGAAACCGCACUCCUGGAAUCUCCUCGGCAGAUUUAUCGGGACAUCUAUGACAAUAAUAUCACCCCUUUUGGAACGGCUCUUCCUCUUGGGAUGACCCCGCCGGAUAUGACCGAUAAUGUGGACAAGGGCAAGGCAUUCAUGGUGUCCACCAGAACCACCAUGAUGAGACAGACCAAAUACGUCACGUUUCCGGAAUCGAUUUUCAUUGGGCCCACAUCUUGGGUGGGUCAAAAGGGGAGCAGAUUCUUAGAUAUGAUCUCGGAUCCGAUCAUGAGACUUCAAUCCAGCGGCAUAGUUGACAAGUGGUUUCAAGAUGAACUUCAUAUCGUUUUAAGGGGUCGAGAUAAUGAGCGAAUUCAGGCUAGACAUCAACCGAUUAAUAUGAGUCAUAUGACGCCGCCGUUUCUUCUUUUAGUGGUCACUUUGAUCAUAUGUAUCUUUCUUUUUUUGGCUGAAACCUUUUGCCGUCGUCUCAAAACUUGGGUCAACAAAAGCCAUUUACACAGAAUGAAAGAUUAAAGAAACCAUAAUCUGCAUAUUCGUCGGCAUCUGGGGAAUUGUUGUUUCAUAUCCUGUUUGCUUUUGACUAAAGAUAAACGUGAAAGCUAAAGGCAUUCAAAAUUUUGUUCCAUGUAUUAGAAGGAGAAAAUAACAUGUGUAAAGCAAAAUAAUCGAUUUGGUACGGUUGAUCCCAUGUCUGUUGUGGUAGGAACCUAAGGUUUACUUAUUGUUACAACUAUAAGUA
Molecule: messenger RNA, 1875 nt
Organism: Tigriopus californicus
Lineage: Eukaryota; Metazoa; Arthropoda; Copepoda; Harpacticoida; Harpacticidae
Product: glutamate receptor ionotropic, delta-1-like
Exons: 2
Coding region: 6-1649 (547 amino acids)
Source: RefSeq, a predicted model, not a curated record